This is a messenger RNA of Cherax quadricarinatus, 708 nucleotides long. Lineage: Eukaryota; Metazoa; Arthropoda; Malacostraca; Decapoda; Parastacidae. The record is from RefSeq and is a predicted model, not a curated record.
AUGUGUUGCAGGUGUGUGUGGCGAGGCUUGUUGCUGUCCACGCUGCUGGCUGUUGUUACCUUGGUUGAGUGUGAGAGUCAGCAGCAUCUGCCCCACCACCGUCACCGUCACCGUCAUCAUCAUGGGCAACGCAUCCCCAUCAGCGACUCUCUGCACCAGCAGUACGGGUCCUCCUGGGAUGCUUGGGGCCCCAAUAAUCGUGACAAGAGACAGUGGGCCCCUGAGGACAAUGAGGUGGAACAGGGGCCCUGGGGCGAAUGGUCGGGGUCUUCACCGUGUUCAAGAUCGUGUGGUGGCGGUGUCACCUAUCGCUCCAGAACCUGCAAAGGUGCCAGGCCCGAGGACUGCACCGGGAAGUCCAAGAAAUAUGAAUCCUGCAAUGUGGAGUCAUGUCCCGAAGGAUCAGUGGACUUCCGUGCUGAGCAGUGUCAGAGAUACAACAGUAUUCCCUUCGAAGGAAAAUAUUAUAGCUGGGUGCCCCAUCUUAAGGCACCGCGGAAAUGUGAACUGAAUUGUCAGCCUGAAGGUGAAAGAUUUUACUAUCGUCAUGCACUGAAGGUGGUAGAUGGAACACCAUGUGAAAGUGAGGGACGUGACAUCUGUGUUGAUGGGCACUGUAUGGUAACUAUGAAUAAUACAACUUUUUGUAUAUUAGUAAGAGGUAUUCUGAAUCAGAGAGAAUUAUUUUUCUAAUAAUGGUAGAUGAAC